This is a messenger RNA of Magallana angulata, 947 nucleotides long. RefSeq lists its product as uncharacterized. NCBI's taxonomy places the organism in Eukaryota, Metazoa, Mollusca, Bivalvia, Ostreida, Ostreidae. The transcript is spliced from 2 exons. The record is from RefSeq and is a predicted model, not a curated record. Bases 1 to 672 code for a protein of 223 amino acids.
AUGUUAUACGUUACAGGUUUGGUGGGGGCUCUUACCGUCACCCUGAUCCUAUGUCUGAUUAACGAGACGUUACACGCCUUCAUUUGUUUCGCCGAGAGCAUCAAUGCAUCCAGGUACAUAACAGAAGGGUGGAUCUACUCCGUGACCUUUCAGCACUGCCUGAUGGCAUUCCUGCACGUGUUUCGUGUGUACGUCUGCUGCCUCCUCGUGAUGUCACUAUCCACCAUGAAUGUCUGGAUCAUCCUGACGCUUGGAUUUGGUUCCGGAGUAGGAUACCUAUUGAUUCGUCCCCUGAUAUUUUACCUCCUCCACAAACAUCACAGGACUAACAACGGGACUAACAACACCAAAUGGACCAUCAUCUCUACGGAACCCCUCAGUAGUACCCCGAAAUCCUUCUCGGUCCCUCGACUGACCAUGUCACGUGAUUUGAUGGAUGCGCUGCGGGAGAAGCGGAUUUCCAAAAGCCUGUUGAGUGGAACAGUUGGAUCCGCCGACGUGUCUUUGCAGUGGGACUUCACGGGUAACAUGACCGAGGACCUGGAGCCAAACAACUGGAUCCGCCAGUCGCAGUGGGACGGGUCCCUGGAGAUGUUGGACACUGGGUACGUGGGCGGGGAUUCCCCGGACUGCUCCGCCGUCUCCGUCACCAUGUAUGUGUCCGUUGUGUAAUAUCAGUGUUAUAUCAGCCUCAUGUAUGUGUCUAUAGUGUGAUAUCAGUCUCCAUGAAAGUGUCCGAAAUGUGAUAUCAAUUACCACGCUUCCGUAGAGAGAGAACAAGGAAAACCAUUAUGUGUAUUUUGUGUGAUAUUUAUACCAACGAAUGUGUCCGUAGUUUUAUUAUGUGUUUGAUAUCUUGUAUUACCAUAUGUUCUACUCUACUAUUUACAGUGUUUAACGAUUAUGAAUUGAAUCCAGCAUUUAUAGUAGUUCCUAACACAAUAAUC